Messenger RNA from Astyanax mexicanus (Mexican tetra), 6569 nucleotides. RefSeq names its product post-GPI attachment to proteins phospholipase 3 (gene pgap3). The coding region runs from base 252 to 1223 and encodes 323 amino acids. The transcript has 8 exons. Gene Ontology annotation, cellular component: endoplasmic reticulum membrane. Gene Ontology annotation, molecular function: hydrolase activity, acting on ester bonds. Lineage: Eukaryota; Metazoa; Chordata; Actinopteri; Characiformes; Acestrorhamphidae. Gene Ontology annotation, biological process: GPI anchor biosynthetic process. The record is from RefSeq and is a predicted model, not a curated record.
ACCCUCUCGCUGUGGCGUCGCUCAGUGAAUAUCUUGGCGCCGCUGUUUGUGUGUAUCGGCACGGAGGCGCCGAUAAUAAAGGCGGGUAUAAACCCGGGGAAAUCUGCGUCUCCGCGCUGUUUAUUCACUCUUGUGACGACCCCCAUGUGUCGGUGAGCUCCCGUCCGCGGCGUCUUUCGCUCCAAUGGCUUGAAAGCUCGGGGAUCGGUCUCGCCGUGCCUUGUAGUUCAGAGAGGCCUGACAGCUCCAGCAUGGCUCCGGGACUGUGGGCCGUGGCGGCGGCCGCGCUGCUGCUGCUGCUGGCGGGCCCGGUCGGCGCCUCGCAGGGCGACAAGGAGCCGGUGUACCGGGACUGCGUGAAGCAGUGCAGCCGAACCAACUGCACCGGAGCCCGGCUUAGGGGCUUCCAGUCCACCCAGCCUCCGUACAUGGCGCUGACAGGCUGGACGUGUCGCGAUGACUGUCGAUAUCAGUGCAUGUGGACCACAGUGGGGUUAUACCAGGCUGAAGGCUACAGGGUACCACAGUUCCAUGGAAAGUGGCCGUUUGCACGGUUCCUGUGUUUUGAGGAGCCGGCGUCAGCGUUAGCGUCUCUGCUGAACGGCCUGGCCUGCCUGCUAAUGCUGCUCCGCUACCGCAGCUCCGUCCCCCGCCAGAGCCCCAUGUACCACACCAUCACCGCCUUCUCACUGGUGUCCCUGAAUGCCUGGUUUUGGUCUACAGUAUUUCACACCAGAGACACGUAUCUAACUGAGAAGAUGGACUAUUUCUGUGCAUCAGCGGUCAUCCUCUACUCUAUCUACCUAUGCUGUGUCAGAACGCUGGGUUUGCGGCGGCCGGGGGUGUCCAGUAUGGUGGGAGUUCUGCUCAUCCUUGCCUUCACUUCCCACGUCUCCUAUCUCACCUUCGUCAGCUUCGACUACGGAUACAACAUGGCUGCUAACGCCACUAUAGGCAUGAUAAACCUGCUGUGGUGGCUGGGCUGGUGCUGGCAGAAUCGGAGGACGCUGCCCUACUGGUGGAAGUGUGGAGUGGUGGUGGUGCUGCUCCAUGGCCUGGCCCUGCUGGAGCUCCUCGAUUUCCCACCACUCUUCUGGGUGCUGGAUGCGCACGCCGUCUGGCACCUGAGCACUGUACCCGUCCACUUCCUCUUCUACAGUUUCCUUAUAGACGACAGCCUCCACCUCCUCAACACAGAGAAGAUCGGAGUCAAGCUGGAAUAGGAGGAGCCGGUCUCAGAGCCCCGCCCCCUCCUCUCAUCUCCUUCCAGUCUGGACAAGCGGGAGCCGGAGUGGGAUGGGUCUCGAUCUCCGUGGUCGCCUGCAUGACUCCCGUGGCCGACUUUAGGAAUUCCAUUUGAGUUUGUUUGUUUGUUUGUUUGUUUACACUCCAGCUUUUUACUGAAUUUCUGUGUUUUACUGUAGACAGUUGAGGGAUUUUACUUUUCUUUUUUUUUUCCUUUCUAUCUUUCUUUUUCUUUAUUUCUCUCUCCCUCCCACAUGGUGUCUGAUAGGGACUUGAUUGAUGUCUGCGUCUGCUGAGCUUUGCCUUGAAGCUUUGAAGCUUCAGCGUGGAGAUGCAGUUAUGGAGUCUAGCUUGAGCAUUUUUUGGUGUCCGUGGUGGACGUUGGAAUUCAGGAGGGGUUUUACUGUAGUGAAAAGUCCCGUGUUGUGUCCUUGGGGUCUGAGGCCCCCCCUUACGUGGUUUGGAUGUCCUCAGGGUGCAGUGCCAGCAGCUGCCAGCAGAGGGCAGACGAGUUCUUCUGCUUCGGGAAGCUUUGCAUUGUGGGCCCACAGAAUCUAGUUAGCAGAUAUUCAACUGGUUCAAUUGGGAACAAGCCAACUUAAACUCUUUGAUUAUCUGUGGGGGACCCUUGAUAUCUUUUUAAUAUUAAAGUGUGGAGGCUAGAAUUAUGGUUUAUUUAUAUUACACAUGCUCUACCAGUGCCCUUCCAUAUAAGACACAAACCUGAGUGCUAAUCAUGAGCGGAUGACUGGAGCCUGAUUUGCGAGGAGAGCGAACAAGACUUUUUUUUUUCUUUGCUUGUGACCUUUUUGCCUUUAAUUUGAGUUUUGCUUUGCCACUUUAAUUUGGUGUUUAUUCCAUUGCUGCUUUUUGUGCCCUUGAGUUUUCACUCUAUUCUUUACUGUUUUUUACACUGUUGUGCUAUUCUUCUUUUUUUUUUUUUUAAAUCAGCUGAUCAUGAAGUGCUUUUAUUUUGUUUUAUUUUACCUGGAAUGCCUUUAGAGGAGAAGGUGAAAGAAGGAUAUGUUAAUAUAUGUGGAAUAUAUUGUGUGUGUGUGUGUGUGUGUGUGUGUGUGUGAUUGAGUGAAUGAAUAUAUAAAUCUAUGCGUCAGUGCAAUACGCUUUUAACUCCACUCUUUUUUGCUCUACACACUCACCACACAGCCGUACCCUCGCUGAUCACCACAGUCAGUAGGGAUUCUGAUUGGUCUCUCCAUCUCCCUCCGCCCACAUGUGUACUCUUCUGUAGCAGCUGUUGGACAAGCUUUGUUGAAUAUUUGCUAAAAUCACAAUCAAAAGUAUUAGAAACAGUAGGGAUCAUUUACAUCUAACUGUAUAUUACUUGUUUUGAAUAAUAGAUACAUUUUUUCGUUUGUAAAAUCACAUUGAAGCUGCUUUAAUACUAAAUACUAUAUAAUUAGUAAUUUGUGUCACUUUGCAAAAUGGGUGUAACCAAAUCUGAACUGACAACUGGAAACUUUUAUUUUUGUGUGAUUUGCCUGCGGGCUAAUUGCUAAACAUACAGUACCUCUAAAACAAUGCACCAGAGUUAAUGAACAUUAAUGCAUAAACUCAAUUACCUAAUACCUAAUAAUGUGACUUGUGUGUUUAGUAGCAGUGGACUGGUGAGAGGAGCUGCAUCAUGGGGAAGCUUUAAUAGCAGGUUAAGCUGAAAAGCUCUCCUUAUUACAUGUAAUUUUAACCAGCAAAUCAGUAAAACCAGACUGAAACUAAACCGGAGUGACCCAUCACAUACGGCUCUAAAGUAUUAAACUUAAGUGUGCCUUUAGUCUGUGCUGGAGGAACGUCCACACGUUAGCUGUGCUCCUGUUCGCUGUGCUGAAUCUCAGUAAACCGGCGAGUGCAUUAUUAAACAGUGCAGGAGGAAAUACAGUAACACUGCUAUUCAGAGCUGGAUGUGAAGAACAGUGACUGUUAAUUGACUGCUAAUUGCUUGCUAACAUUCAGGUGAGAUUGUGAAAAAGGUCUAACAUAUUCAGUAAAAAAACAAUUACACGAGAUCAAAGGGCUGGCGGUAAUUUGCUAUCAAUAUUUGUGAUAAAAUACUAAAAUAAAGAUGACUGUUUUUUCAUAGAACAGUUAGCAUCACCAUUGAGCCGUUAGCCAGCUCCAUGUAGACCAACCAUCUUUAAGACAACAUUGAGCUGCUAGCUGCAUUCCAGUGUUCUGGGGUUAUUAACUAAAGACUGGAGUCAACUAUAGUCAUAAUCCACCUAUCAUAUCAAGCCACAGAACCUACCAAUCUAACCAGCACAGUGCCAUCCAUCUGUUAUCAAAUGCCACCAUUAAAGAGCCACUAAACCCUAAACCAUAUUUUUCUAUUAAUAGCUGAAUUGUGUUCCUUAGAAGUAAUUUAAACAAACCAGCCCCCCCCCCCCCCCCAAUUCCGCCUCUGUGCUAUAGGCGUGGAUAAUGUUUCUAUUUACAAAUGUGAAACCAUUUAAAAUAAAAAUUAACAGGCUUUAUUGCUAAGAAGUAUUGUUACAACAAAAAGAAAUAAUCUAUCAAACACUAGGGCUGCAACGAUUAGUCAAUAUAAUCGACAAUGUUGAUUGUUUAAAUUUGUCGACCACAAUUUAAAUUGUUGAUUAAUUGUUCAUUUGUAACAGUACCGCCUUACACAAAAUGCUGGGGACAGAAGCACAAUUGGAGAUGGAUAAAUGGCUCACUCACACAGUUUACACUCAACUCUGUCUGUCUCCAAAAGUGCCCAAACUCAACAGAUUACAUAUUUACUCAUUAAAUAUCAGUACUUUCUACAAUUAAACAACAUCUAGACCUUUAAAUGCCUUUAAAAUUUGAUCUUCAGCUGUUUCUAUCAUUUUUAGAGAUGGAGGACAUGGCAGAAACAAUUGUUGACUAAUCGACUAAUUGAAAAACUAAUUAUUAGAUUAGUUGACUACUAAAAUAAUCAUAAGUUGCAGCUCUACCAAACACAAAUAUCCGUACUUUUUUGUGCUACAUAUAUAUAACAUUCUGUAAAGCUUGUCCAGCAUCUAAUAAGCUAGCUACAGUAGUCUGGUGCAGUGUUUGGAGGCGGAGCUUGAACUGGUCGGUUUCGUACGUUCAGACUCAGCAGAAUGUCUUUUUUUCCGCUUAUGCCUUAUUGGGUCUGGUCGAGUGCAGCAGUGUGUCGAGUAGGACCUGUGUCUCAUUUCUUUCUCUGACCACAAACAGCCACUUUCUGGUGCCAUGUAUCUUCUUUGCCUUUCCUCUGAUCUCUCGGAUAGAUGUUCUCCUGCUGAGGAGUUAACGCCCGGUGUCAGCGCGCCACACAUUCAACUGCCUGUCUUUGUUCCAGAUCGCCACUUGUGCACUUUGUGUGUGUGUGUGUGUGAGCAUGUUUGGAGGGUGGGUAAAUAUAGCCUCUGUGAGAGGCUAAAAAGAGUAGAAGAGGCGAUAGAUAUUUAGAAGUGAGGGGAGGCUGGUGGGGGGCUCCCAGGGUAUUCAUAAACGUUACAGUGGAAUCGCUAUUGAUGUUUAAGCACAGAGGGAAUAUUACAGGUUCUGAACCGCUUAAACUGCAGGUUUGGUGUUCAGUUUUCAUUCAGACUUCUUAUUCAGUAGGCCUGAAUACUACAGGGCCUGUACAAGUGUUGAUUUUAUUCAAUUCAUUUAAUGCAAUCAUGCUCAAAAUAAUUUGAUUUGGCCCUAAUAAAGAUGAAAAACGGGUUUCUACAAAGUAAUGUCAAUUAAAUAAAACUCUUAUAUGCAUAUAUAUAUAUAUAUAUAUAUAUAUAUAUAUAUAGUGUAAAAUAUAUGAUAUUGGUUCAUACAGUAAAUAUUUAUCCCCUUUAUAGUGAGGGAGCUAAUGCUCAUAUUCUCACAUUCUGUAAAAAGGAGAUCAGCUGAGUUCAGUGAAUGUCUCUGAGGUGAUUGUAAUAUAAAGAUGCACCAUGAAGAUAAAAUAACUCUCCACACAUCUCAGAGAAACACUUAUUAAUGGUGUAAAUCAGAGGAUUGAUACCAAAAAAAAGAUUAAUAUUUAUGCAAUCAUUUACUUAAAAUUAUAUAUUUGCAUUGAAUUGGCAUUACUUUGUUGAAAUCUGUUUUCAUUUUUACAUUGAUAUUUUCUUAGAAAAAAGGCUAAAUAAUAUUAAUUAUGACAAGUUUCUAUUUAUAAAGGUAAUAAAAUGUAUGAAAUGUACAAGUUACUGCAAAAGCCAUAGACCACCCUUUGUUUCUUCAUCUCCAGUAUAAACAAGUACCAUUUUAAUUUUUUUUCAAGACACAAUUAUUAAGAUUUUUUGGCACUUCCAAACUUCAGUCAUACAAAUCAGAGCCUUUUCUACUUCUCACCCUUCAGGUCCUCCAAAACACAUUCAGUGAAGUUGAGGUCUGGAUUCUGGGGUGGUCAUUUCAUUGUCUAUUGUUGAAAUUUGCAGCAUCUUCUAGGUUUGCUUUUUUUCAGGGAGUUUUCUUGAUUAGCUCUGUUCAGAUCUACAGCUUUAAGGAUUCUCCUCGCAGUGAAAGGAUGAUCACGAACACCUGUGGAUGUUUGCGAAUCUGAAGCGAUCUCAAUACUCAAAACUUUAAGUACUGUUUAUCCAAUGGUGCAGCUUUGAUGGUCUAUCUGGUCUAUCUUUUAUUUACAACUGAUUUUUACACUUAUUUUUCUUUUUCCUUCUUUAUGUAAGUGGAUUUUUUUUACAUUGAAUCUCCUGUGGAAAAAAAGAUGUGUAAAAUGAGCAGGUACAGUAUUUUAAUGGCUGUUUUGAUCAGACAUUAAUUCAGUGAAGGUUGGUCUCUGAUUUUUGUAGAUUAUUUUUUGGGGAAGCUACUAAAAAAUUUGCUAUGAGGAAUUGAAUUCCAGUAAUUACAGAUUAUUCCGUAAUUGAGUGUUUCUGCAAUUAUGGGCAGUUUGAUGUCCUGAAAGUGAUUUUAUUUGGAUGGUUGUUCACAUUUUUAGCAUGACACACAAAAUAAGAACACUGUACUGUUUUGAAUGCUGUUCAUGAGGCUGCGUGAAAUCUUUACAUAAGAUUGAGAUUAAUGAUUGACACAGACUUAAAUGAAGACGUUGAUAUUCUUACACUGGAGUCACGAAGCCUUAUGAACAGUGAAGUGUCACCAAAAUAAUUUACUUAGUGUCAUGGCACAUGUUCACCCAUAAAAUGGUUGCUAAAUUAAGUUACUGUAUUUUGGGUCAAAAUACCAGUUUUAUUCAUGUCCUACAGCUGUACUUUCAGUCUACAGAUGCAUAAAAGAAGAUCCUGAGCUUCAAAUAUGACACCUUUUCAAUUGAAACUGCAUUGUAUAAAUGUUAAAUCAAAAUAUAUUUAAAUAAAUAUUGUUGUUGAUCA